This is a messenger RNA of Durotheca rogersii, 5698 nucleotides long. RefSeq lists its product as uncharacterized. Bases 295 to 5226 code for a protein of 1643 amino acids. The transcript has 2 exons. Gene Ontology annotation, biological process: regulation of small GTPase mediated signal transduction; positive regulation of GTPase activity; negative regulation of TOR signaling. Gene Ontology annotation, molecular function: GTPase activator activity. Gene Ontology annotation, cellular component: cytoplasm; TSC1-TSC2 complex; nucleus. NCBI's taxonomy places the organism in Eukaryota, Fungi, Ascomycota, Sordariomycetes, Xylariales, Xylariaceae. The record is from RefSeq and is a predicted model, not a curated record.
GGGGGCCGGGAACCAGGUGCGUGUGUGUGUGUGUGAGAGAGAGGAGGAACUGAUCCUGUGAUACUCCGUACGCCCACCUUGUUGGUCCAAGACAAAAAAAAAAAAAACUGCGAGAAAGCGCCUGGCUUCCCCUAACAACAGUUCCACUCGUCGGUCAGGUCUUCCGCACCGGAUGGAUGCUUGACCUUUUUCUUGGCCCUUUUGUCUCCUUCUCUCGAUUCCCACCCUUAAUGCAAGACCCGAUUUGCUUUCUCUCUGGGCCGGAAGGCCGGUGAAGCACGGCAGGUAGCAGACAUGUCGCCAUCACCAGGAGAUGAGGCCCCGUCACCCCAGGAUGCGAAGCACACCGGCGGUGGCAGUGGCAGUGGCCUGGCCAGCGUCUUCAAGGGCCUCGCCGGCGCCGCGAAGCUAACCAAAUCCCCCCCAGCCCCUGUGCAGCAAUCAUCCGGCCACUCGAUAAACGCUCACAUCUCCGAACGUCUCAAUGCCAACCCUACCGUAUCUCGCGGCUUGCCGCCCCAGUACGCCGAGUCGUUCGACCUGUUGAGGGAUGGGUCGAUGAACGAGCGCGUCGCUGCCGCAAAUACGCUCCGUCACGCUGUCGCCGACUAUCCUCUCAACCCCGUCCUCGAUAUCUGGUACGCGGCGAAGGAUCUCAUCGACCCGACCAACCCUAAGACUGCUCGGUAUGCCGGCUGGGAGCUUUUGGGGGAGUGCGUGAAACAUGCUUCGUCGACCGACCUCGAGCGUAACGAGUACUUCAAAACUAUAUCGGUUCUGGGAAACCCGGACGACUUCCACUUGCAACUGGCCGCCCUGGUAGAUUUGACGAACCACGGCCGCAAUCUUUCCGGCUUCGAAUACGAUGUGUUCCCGUGUUUGUCAGUCUGGCUGAAGGCCGCCUUCCUCGCGGUCCGAAUGGCAAGGGGUGUUGCGAAGAAGCAGGGUUCGCGAAUGAAAGGGAAGACGUUGGUUACGGGAGAGGACAGGAACUUCGCAGAUCUGUUCGUCUUCAUCACGGACGUCAUCAAGUUCAAUUUCAAUGUCGCGGACGACGAUGUCGCCCAGGCUCUGAUCGACGAGUUGCUGGAUAUCUGCAUGAAUACGAGCGUCGAGGAGGACCUGCAGGCCUGCAUCAGCGUUAUGGACGCUAUAGUGACCUUUGGGGCAAUCCCCGGAGACAAGCUCAAGAGCUGUGUCCAUGUCCUCUGCUCUAUCCAUUGCCUGGUCCCCGGCCUCCAGAAAGAUGCUUGGCAUACCAUUAGCAUCUUAUGUCGGUCGCACAACGGCCAAGCUACUGUUAGGCUACUCCUGGAUGUUUUGGUGAGCCUCCCGGAGGAUGCGGAUACGAGAAAAGAGGUGGUGCGAGAAGUCAGGGGCGCCCUGUCGGUCCUCGCCAAGCUUGUGUCGAAGAGCUCCGAGAAGGGAUAUCCGGCGGUUCCCUACGCUCUUUUGGUCGAUGGCCUAUCUACCGUGGCCAGGGCCACAUCUGCUUGGAAAAUUCACCUAGAUAUACUACGAUUAACAAAUUCACUGUUCUGCGAUAGCCAAGGUAAUAUCAACACCAUGCUGGCCGAUGAAGAUUGGACGUCGGUUUUCGACGUUGCGGCGGUAUGUGCUAAGGCCGUCACCGAGCUGCUUUCCAAGGCCGGAAGUACCAUCGAAUCGUUUUUGGCCUACGGGGAGACCGAUUCCCCAGAGAGCAUGCUAGCUAGGGAACUAACCAGACUGAUAUCUCGCGUCGAGGAGAUGAUUUCGGAUGAGUCUCGCAUCACUGUUCACAGACACGAGGGUGUGGUAACGGAUGUAGCAAGCACUUCCAGCCAAAGCCAAGAGUACAUUCAGACAGAGCUGCCCGGCAUCCUCAUACAAAGACAAGAUUGCAUCAUCUUCUUUAGUAAAAUCCAUUCCGUCAUUCCCAACUCGGCGGCGGCGUUGGUCCUCGAGCACUUCCAGAAGUGUCGGUUUUGUUCGCCGUCGGAUCCGCUAUGGGAGGAGAAUCUGAGCUUGGUGUUGGAUGCAUUCCUUGCCGAUAGGAAGCGGUCCACCGACGUCCGUUUACGGUCCUUGAGAGCCGUCAUAGAAGUGUAUGAGAUGAUCGAGCUCAUCGACGAUCAGUUUCAGCCCGACUUCAUACCGAGUUUGAUGAAGCGCUUGCUAGCGGAUGUGGCCAAGGAAACGGACACUUUGGUGUUACAGGAACUCGUGUCCUUCACGGUCACCGUUGCUAGCACAGCAAACUCGUCCCUUUUCCGCUACAUAGUCGACACCCUCCGGGGCGUCAUAGAAAAUAGUCGAUUGCGCUCGUCCGUGCUCCCGUCGCCCACCGGUGCUUCGGAGCCACCAUCAACCCCUCUCCAAUAUCUUCGGCCGGCCGCUUCCCAAAGCCCGUCCGACGUUGUCGUUAAGGGCUAUGUGCAGAUAUUCCUGCGCGUGCUGAACCAAGACGCCGUCAAAUCUACGCACCUAUUCGGUCUCCUCGUGUCGAUAGCUGGGUCGAAUAACAGCGAGGCAGACGCACGCGUUAGCGCGAUGCAACUUUUAUUUCGGCUAAGAGCCGACUGGGCGAACCGCGUGUUCGUCACUACACACACCGAAACAUCCUAUCUGGCCACCUCUUUAUACCGAACCAAGGACUCGCUGGCGUGUAAAAUUGCCGAAGAGGCAUCGUAUGCUGGGAAGGCGUCGAGAAGCGACACUGUCAACUCCGCCCGUUCGUCGCGCGGCGUAUCCACCGGGCAAGGUCAAGCACAAGACCGGGGUUAUCCGUCCCGCUCGGCAAGCGGUAGCAAACCGACAGCGAAUCCGUACCAAUACCUGUGGAUCGCCUCUGAUACGGAUGCUUUACCUGAGGCACCGCCACAAGUGGCGAGCACGGUGCUCUACUCCGGCGCGCUGGAUGAAGCCGCGGAUUCGGUGACCGCAGAAGCAGAGGCUCCGACGCAAGCUGCGGUCCUGCCGAUGGGGUUGUGGCUCGACGCUGUGCUGAGCCUGCUGCAGCAAGGUUGUGAUUGGGAGAUUUAUAGCUUUGUCCUCGUUCACUUGCCUUCGCAGUUGAGCAACCAUGCUAUCUUCCGCAACGCGGUACCGCAAAUCCAAGAACUGAGGAGGAAGAUCUGCGAGCAGAUCAAGAUGAACAACUUCCAGGAGUCUCCGGGCGCUUUUGGGCUACGCCGAGCAGAUGUUGCCAUAUGCCUGUUUCAUAGUUUGACCAUGAUUCUCAGCUACCACCAAUACUUCGAAAAGGCCGAGGAGGAUGAGAUUGUCAGGACAUUCGUGCACGGUAUAGCAACAUGGGAGCGGAGUGCAAAAUGUUGCAUACACGCGCUCACGAUAUGUUGCCACGAGCUGCCAUCUUCGACCAGCAAAGCUCUCGUCACCAUCCUUCAGAAGAUGUCUCAAAUCAUCACCCAGCCUCAUGUGGCCAUGCACAUCCUCGAAUUUUUGGCUUGCCUGAGCCGGCAACCGUCCCUAUACGUCAAUUUCAGAGAGGAAGAAUAUCGGAUCGUCUUCGGGAUUUCAUUUCGAUACCUACAGUACGUUCGGGGGAAGAAGCAAGCGUACAGGAUCAGUUCGUACGGCGACUCGUCGGCUAUGCCCACGGGGGGCUCGGGCGUGGGCGAGGUUCCGUCGCACUUGAACCCAUCGGACGACCUACCUCAGUACGUGUAUACGCUGGCCUACCACGUCAUCGGAUUCUGGUUUCUCGCGCUGAAGCUCCCCGAUCGCGCGAACCAAGUCGGUUGGAUUGCGAGGAAUCUGUUUACGGAUGUCGACGGAUCCCAGGCUUCAGACGAGCAGGCGCAGAUCACGAUGGACUUCAUGCAGAGAGUGACGUACGCUGACGUAGACGAAUCCUCGGCGGACCCUCUCUUCACCGCCGACAGGUUUGGGGAAAUCUUGAAGAGAAGAUGGAUAAUCGGAAACAGCAUCGUCACCAUCGAGCAGGCUACUUCGACUGGCUGGGCUCAGAUCACGAAGCGACAGCCAUCUGGGACUUCGUCAUAUACGAUCCGAGAGCUCUUCCGGCCGCCGCCGGCACACCAAACAAGUGACAGCGCCAAGGGAAGCCAUCCUCCGGCGAAUAGCGUUCUGCCAAAUCAUUUGCUGGUGCAAUUGCUGUCUUCUAUGCCUCAGGGGAGCGACCUUUCGCGCCCUAUCCCGCUACCCAAUGACGACGCUGUCGAUAGAGCUAUCAGAAUGUUCGAUCACAAUUCGACGGUGGACGGACACAAGGUCGGUGUGAUAUAUGUCGGAGAGAACCAGACGACGGAGGCGGAAAUCCUACCCAACGUAACCGGAAGCGGCGACUACGUGGAAUUUCUCAACGGCCUCGGCACGUUGACCAAACUCAAGGCUGCUACGUUCAACACCCAGGGCUUGGACCGGCAGUACGACACGGACGGCCAGUACACAUUCUGUUGGAGAGACAGGGUGACGGAAAUGGUGUUCCAUGUGACGACGCAGAUGCCGACGAAUCUGGACCACGACCCGCUCUCGACCUUGAAAAAGCGACACAUCGGAAACGACUUUGUCAACAUCAUCUUCAACGAUUCCGGGCUACCCUUCAGGUUCGACACGUUUCCCUCGGAAUUCAACUUCGUCAACAUUGUGAUCACGCCAGAAUCACGAGCUUCGUUCGUGGCUACGCGGCAGAGGACGCCGAAAGACGUGGAGCAAUCGUUCUACAAAGUGCGCGUGAUGAGCAAACCAGGCUUUCCCGAGAUCUCUCCCGCUUCGGAAACCAAGAUUGUAAGUCUAAGGGCGUUGCCCGAGUUCAUACGACUCCUGGCGCUAAACGCGUCGGUGUUCUCGCUCGUGUGGGCCCACAGGGAGGGCGGUGAGCAUAUCUCGUCAUGGCGGAACCGCCUCAGGGAGAUCCGACGGCUCCGCGACAAGUACGGUCCCAGAAUGGGAUGGCAAGGCCCGGCGCCCUCACCGCCGGGGACGGCGCUGGGUCACGGCAGCGCUACCGCGGCGACGAACGCGGCUGCGCAGUUAGAAGCGGCGAGGGCGGGGAGCACGGUUCGCGAUAGCUUCAGCAGCCUCCGACGAUCCUCGGUCGCCACCUUCUUCACCGCCUCGAGCGAACAGGCCUCGCACCGCUCGUCGAUGCUUUCCACUGCCACCACGGACAACACGGAAGUUAUGACGACCAACGGGUUGGACAUGGUAGUCGACAGCGUCGACUUUUCCAAGUGGUCGUCGGAACGCUUGAAUCAUUGAAACACGCGACAUUCGCAACUCUUCAGGGAGGUAUUUUCAGGAGGUCACGCAUACACGAUUGAUUGUCUACGAAAAAAACGGUUCUUGGGGUCCCGCGGAGAAGAAAAAAAAGCAUGGCGUCUAGGCAGAGAGGAAGGAUACCACUGAAAGUUGUUUAUCUCGUCUUUUUUUUUUUGUCGCCUUUUUUUUUGUCAACAUUUCUGAUGGCGCAUGCCAUCGAGGGCUGCUUAAUUGCCACAGGGCUAGAGGAAGGGGGAAUUUUUCUUCUCUUCUCACCCUCUGGCCCACAAAACAUAGCAUUCGGAAGGUUCGCGUACGGCGACUAGUGGCUUAGGAGAGGAGAGAAGAUGGAUGCGGGACGGCCUCGACAUGGCGAGGAAGAAGAAGAAGAAGAAGGGAUGGAAAGGGGGGUCUAAAGGGGGGGAAGACGAGAAACAGGGAGGAGAGGAGGAAUAGGAGGAAUAAAAAAAAA